Messenger RNA from Mytilus trossulus (common blue mussel), 571 nucleotides. RefSeq lists its product as uncharacterized. The record is from RefSeq and is a predicted model, not a curated record. The transcript has 3 exons. NCBI's taxonomy places the organism in Eukaryota, Metazoa, Mollusca, Bivalvia, Mytilida, Mytilidae. Bases 33 to 560 code for a protein of 175 amino acids.
UCUUCAUUGCGUUAUAUUAUAGGCAAACCACCAUGAGUCUCAAGUUAACAGUAUGUGUACUAGUGUUCGUGGUGUAUGCAUCACAUGUUGAAGCUCGUCGGUCAGGUAAAAAAAACAAAGGACAGAGGUUUUGUCAUUACUAUGACUUAGACGAGUAUGCUCCUUCACGUGACACAUGGGAGAAAGCCAGGAAACAUUGUCAAAGAAAAGGGGGAGAUUUGGUACAGAUUGGUAGUCCUAAUGAAGAUUACCGUGUCAACAAAAUGCUGGAAGACGUCAUAAACAAGGGAAAUGGCGAUGGAUGGUACAUUGGAGCCAAAUAUGUAAACGGAGAAUGGCGAAUGGCCGAUGGAUCUCCAAUGUGGUACACUAAUUUCCCUAAAUACGUCCAAGAAGCAUUUAUGAUGUCAGACUCUCCAUCUGACACAGCACGUAUUACAAAUUUCGCCGCCAUAUUUUAUGACGUCACAGCGAAUGGUUAUGAAACUUACAACUGGGGUUACGUUUCACCUAGAGACAGAAGUAAAUUAGGAACAAUCUGUGAAAUAAAGAAAUGUUAAUUAUGAAAUAA